AUGUCCAUUUUGGAUCGCUGUCGCUCGAAUCUGAGAGCACUAGAAUCCAGUUUGCGAGAGGAGCACAAGCCGGAAUUCGUGCUCAGGUUGGACUUCUCGGAUAUAUUUCCUGCUAGUGACAAGAAACCUACUCCUUUGGAAGAGCUUGAACUACUCAAUACGUUUGCGACUUACUUUCCUUGUAAUGAUGACUCGAAAGCAAGACUGUUUUACGAGAUAUUCCCGUUUGAGAGGGACGUGCCAGAUGAUCGUGUGCGUUUCCUGGUCAAGUUGUCUUCUUUAGCUCUUUGUAUUGGGUUGCCUGUUAUCUUGGAACUGGCUGCCGUGUGGUUGAAGGUACGUGUUGCUCACCUGUACGCAUCUACCGCGCCUCCUGCACCACUUUAUCAGCCAGUGGUAUUUUUCGUAACUGGUAUAACUUCCGACAUGUUGAGCAUUCCUGGUUUGCCUUGCACAUCCCAUUCUGUGGGCGGUUACUUGACAGAUGGAGAUUCUUUGGAACAUCCACUUCUUAAUCUCCAUCACACUUCACCUCUCUUUGCGGAAGCCUACUUGUCAGCGGCCACUCUGGUGUACGGGACAUCGCCGACUUUCACCUUUGGUGACCUGGCACCUGGCCACCGCACCUAUUCGAGUCAUGCGAUAGCCACGGCUUAG
Molecule: messenger RNA, 657 nt
Organism: Opisthorchis viverrini
Lineage: Eukaryota; Metazoa; Platyhelminthes; Trematoda; Opisthorchiida; Opisthorchiidae
Exons: 4
Coding region: 1-657 (218 amino acids)
Source: RefSeq, a predicted model, not a curated record